Molecule: messenger RNA, 5207 nt
Organism: Gryllus bimaculatus (two-spotted cricket)
Lineage: Eukaryota; Metazoa; Arthropoda; Insecta; Orthoptera; Gryllidae
Source: the annotation of a GenBank genome assembly
AGUGUUUUUUUUUUUGUUUUUUUUUAUGUAAAUCAAUACUCAUGAAGUUCAACAGUUGUAUUGAGUUUUUAUCUAUGCACAUGCUGAGUAGAAGAAACAUAUUUAGUGUUAUCUAAAUGAAGUCCUCUUUGACAGACUGAGCCUCUUAUUUGAUAUUGGCAAAUGAUACGUGGUUGGCAUAAUAGAUCUAUUUCUUUAUGUGAUGUCCAGUCUCCGUGUAUGACAUCAGUCUUGGUCUAAAUCAUGAGUGGCCCCAAGUUGGGUAAAGAAGUACUCAGGGACACGAUUUCUUUGUAAGGUACAGUGUAGGAGUAUUGAAUUCUUACUAAUUUUGAAAAAUGUAAUUUAUGGUUCAUUUGUUUUUGUUUGUUUUUUAAUUUCUCAAAACAAUUUGUACUGUCCUUGUUUCAUAACUAAUGAUUUUUUUAAAAUAUUGAGUCGUGUAUUAAAGUGAAUUUAGUUCUUAUCCUCAUAUUGAACAGUAUUUACUUUGGUUAACUUGGUUUUGUGAAAAUUAAUUAUGUAAAUUACAAAGUUCCCUUAUUUCCUAAAUUUAGUAUUUUUUUACCUUUCUCUAAUAAUUUAAUCCAAGGAAGUGUGUGCAGAAUUCCCUUUUAUUGUGCCUAGAUAUGUGCAAUUGGAGUUCUUGUGCAGUUUGCAAGUUCUGUAAAUAGUUUAACUGGCACUUAUGUUUUAGAUUGUAUGUUUGUAUGUUGUAUUCAUAGUAUGCUGCAGUUUGAAUACAUAGCUGAAUGUAAAUGAGAGUUGAAGAAAAUGUUUUGGAAAUUAUACUUGGAAAGUUCCACAUUGUCAAGCACGCCAUCUUCUGUGUAAGCUUCUGAUGAAAAGUGUGUCAUUUAACUUUCUCAAGACCCAAAGGUUUAUUAGAAGGAAAUUUAAUCACAAAUUCAUUUAACAUGACAGUGAGUCGAGUUUUUUGUUUUAUGUAAAUGAAGAUGAGAUAAAACUAUUCAAUUCUGGCUACUUAUAAUAAUGACAACAAUAGAAAUUUAAUCUUGUGGGGUAAUUGAAGAAAUUAUCUUAAUUGCCUUUACAAACAACUCAUUAUGUAAUUGGAAGAUAUUUCAAGAAUGUUUGAGAGUGAUUCAUAAGUGCAAAUUAGGUUUGAUUUAUUACGAAAAUGGUUUGUCUUAAGCGUUCACUGAGGACUUUCAGGACAUCCACCUAUUAGGGGGAAAAAACAAAAACAGGUUAGUUACUGGUUUUCAGUAAAUCAAUAUUGUCCAUUAGCAGGCUGAGUCAGUUUUAUUUUAAUUGCAUCAGUACGUCAGCUGCUAAUGAUCUGGAGAUGGUGGUGCGUUUUAAAUGAAAUUUUUCCUGCUCCCUGAUAAUCUCCAAUAGAGAAAAUGAAUUUAUCAAAUAAUUUGUAUGUUUAAUCAUCCUUUUCCUAACUGUAUCUGCCACAUAAAAAGCUAGAAACCUGUUAAAAUGAUGGGAUAUUUUCUUAUUGAAUUAGCUUAUGAAGAGUAUUCCUUUAUGUAUUAUGAACACCAUUGUGAAGUUGGUUUAAUGGUUAGCUCAUUGUGCAGCAUGUCACUAAUACCAAAAUUUGUUUCUUGAAUACACAUUGAUACGUUAAAGUUAAUCAUAAGGUAGGGGGCAAUCCACAGUAAUUUCAAUGAGUGUAACUUCAUGAAAUUAUUUAACUGAAUUUUUGAUAUAUUUCACAUUUUGUUUUCCUUUAUACAUGCUAGUCAUAAUUCUGAGAUUUAAUUUUAUUGUAUUUUCCUAAAGUAUUGUAAGUUCAAGGAUUUUUUGCCUUGCAGCUAGUUCAAAGCUAAUUAGAUUCCAUUCUUUUUUCUAUUUAGGAGAAAGUGAUAGAUUGAAGGGAAGUAAGAAAGUGGAAAAUGCAGAAAUUAGUGCUUCUUUAGGAGAUUGGGGGUGCAUUUUUAACAAUAAUAAAGCAUUUUAAAUGUUUGUUAAAGUAAAAAGGGGAUUAACGCAUGGAAAUGUAGGGAGGAAAGGAAGUAAAAUUUGGCAUGUUUUUUUCACCUGAUUAUGUAAUUCGUUUUGACGCAUUGAAAUUUGUCAAAUAAAAUCAAAGUUGUCAUUCAAGAAGAGUUCUUAACAAGUUCGCCAUGCACGAGCAUACACCAAUGUAUAAAAUCUAUAUAUCGCAGGGAAACCACUUACCACUCACAAUGUUGACAGCCACUAGCAAUCUGUAUUCCCGCCGUACAGAUGCGCCUUCCGUGCUUUCAUUUGUUAACGUGAAAAUAUGCGAAACGUGGUCACGCAUCAUCCAACUAAUAAUGUCCUUCUUAACCAAAAAUUCCUGCCAUGUGAAUAGAGAGGUUGGAGGGAAAUGUUGACGAGUUUGGUAUAAUUGCAUAGUAACUACCAUACUUAAUGGACAUAGGCUUUUAUUAUUAUAUUAAUUCACUUUGCGAAAAAUAUUGGUUGCUCCUUAGUGUUCUAUAAUUAUAAUGCAGCGGAUAAAUGUUUCAUGUUGCGUACAUUCGUUUUAUUUGACAAAACUAUUUGUAUUAAAGAGCAGAAAGCAGUCGUGAAGAAAGAUUCUGUAUCGUAUACAGUGUAAUGUUUUGAAGCAGAGGUUAUUGACGUACUUGUAAGUCGGUUGUGUUUUUGACACAUGCCUGUAUGUGAUCCCAUGCACUUUUAGAAUAAGUUAAUUGAGGUGAGCAUGGCAAAUCGUAUGGUGUUUAUCUUACAUUGAGCAAGUCCGUAUUUUUGUCCCCACAUAUUGCAUCAGUACAUACACGUAUACGGGCUUGAUUAUAAACAACUACGAAGUGGUAACUAUAUAAAGUGAAGUAGAUUAAUUUGGAGUGCACUAUACAUAUUAUUAACCCGUACAGUAAAAUUAAAUGUCUUCAAUGAAACUGAUUCAGUUUCCCAGUAUUUCAAUGUUGAGAUUUGUGAGAUCAAGUGGCCAUGUAUGCUACAGCACCUCUGCUAAUUCUUCUCCAGCAGAAUACUGCAUCGAUUUGGUCAGAAAGUAUGACUAUGAAAAUUUCUUAAGCACAUUACUUCUUCCCAAACAAAUUCGGACUUGUGCUUUUGCAGUUAGAGCAUUUAAUAUAGAAGUAGCAAGAGUGCAAGACAGUGUGAGUGAGACACAUAUUGGCCAGAUGAGAAUUAAAUUUUGGGAAGAAACCAUAGAGAAAUUGUAUAGAGACGAAGUACCAAAACAUCCUGUUGCUGUGCAACUACAUCGUGCAGUUAAAAACCAUAAAUUGUCCAAGAGGUACUUGAAACGUUUAAUAACCAUUCGAGAGAACUACCUUGUAUCAAGAACAUUUCUAAACUUUGCUGCAAUGGAACACUAUGCAGAACAUUCUGUUUCAUCAAUUUUCUAUCUCCUUUUAGAAUCAGCAGGAAUAGAAAAUCUUCAUGCAGAUCAUGUUGCUAGUCAUUUAGGGAAAGCUCAAGGCAUCACAAAUUUGAUUCGUGGGACAGUUCACAAUGCACAACACAAGAUACUUACGCUUCCACAAGAUAUUCUUCUACAGAAUGAUGUCUCCCAUGAACAGAUCUUCCGUGGACAAAGUAGUGAUGGUUUAAAUGAAACAGUUUUUUAUGUUGCAAAGGCUGCCAUUCAUCAUCUUAGGAAGGCAAAAUCUAUGAAUAAACAAAUUCCCAAAAAUGCAGCAGUAGUGUUUCUGCCUGCUGUGACUGUGGAAUCUUAUCUCAGUAGACUACAAAGUUCAUGUUUCAAUGUAUUUGAUGGACCUCUACAACGACGAAACCCCUUUUUACCAUUAGCUCUUUAUUGGAAUAAAAUAUUUGCCAAGUAUUGAUCUGAUAGUGGUGCUCAUAUAUCAUGCUGUAUAUCAUGCUUUUAUGAAGAGUGUGAAUAAAAGUGAGAGGUAUCCUUUGUCGUGUUUAUGCCCCCAUUGGGUAUUUGUAUGGUAGAAAUAUACUGCUCAUAAAAUAUGUUGCUAUAUGUGGCUCGUGCUUCUCUUGCAAGAUGUUUUGCCGUUGGUGGUAUCAAAAAAUAUUAGAGGUGGUUCUAAAGAUUUUUUUUUAAUUGACAUCAUUGUGUAAAUGUUAUGGAUACAUGUUAAUUUGUUAUGGGAUAAUUAAAAGGAAAAAUGUUUCUCAUGAAUAUCUGUUAAAGUAUUGAUAAAAAUCGUAAUUCAACUUUAAUUUCUGAAAGUUACAUUUGGUUAAUCUCAGAUCAAGAUUCUGUAUAUUUGAAAGAAAGAAAAAUCAAAUCCUGAAUUCUAGGAAGGUGCUUAAACAUUAAACAGGCAGUUCUCUCGGAAGUAUCAAGCAACCUAUUGGGGUGUUACAAGAAAGCUAUUUGAAACAAACUCUAGUAUUCAUGGCGUAUCUGGCAUUAUGUGCACUGAGAUUACCUGAAUUUCACUUGGUGGGAAACGUUAAAAGAGCUGUUGAAGAGGGAGAGAAUUUCUGAGGCACAUUCCUGAACAUAACUUCGUUAAAUUUUUGUAUUUUCUUGCAUGGUUUUUGCAACUACGUCUCUGAGCCAUUUUUUGGGCAUUGAGUGUUUACAAAUAUUUGGAGUAAUCCACUGUUAAAAUUUGCCUUUUGUCUUGAAACAUGCUGUCAGUCAUUGCUAUUUAUCCCUUCAACCAGGGAGUUAGGCACUAUUGACUUUAAUAUUUUCUGAGUUCUGUUUGUAAAGAAAAUCACAAAGAGAAAGCUGUUUCUUACUAACUUCUUUUGAAAAUUCAAUUUCAACCCAUUAAAAUCAGUAUUAAAUUCCUUACUUGGUCUGUUCAGAAAAUAGAUGUUUAUUGAGGAUAUAAUAUUCACAGAUUGAACAAAGGUAAAAAAGGAGAAAAGAUGAGAUAAAUUGAACAGGUUAUAAACAUAAAUUGUAACAGAACAUAAAUUGAAUGGAUGUCUUCAAACAAAGAUGCUGGAUCUUAAUGAGUUAAGAACAUUUUAAAAGAAAAAAUUGAUUUUCAAUUAAAUUUUCUUAUUAUUUGAAUGAAUUUGAAUUUCUGUGAUUGUCUGAAGAUAAAUCCAAUGUAUGUUUUAAGAAAUAAUUAGGAUCCUAAAAUUAACCAUUAAUUGAAUAAGUGUAUGAAAUAAAUUCAUUUUUUUAAAUAAGUUUUAAUUUAAGGAUAUUUUUUGCAGCUCUGAGUAUGUGUAGUUUGGUAGGUGUCAAUAGUUAUUUUAAGAUUUAUUUAAUACAUUAGAUUGUUAUAAUUUUAUGAACAAUGAAGUUACAAUAAAAUUCUUUGAAAAUACAA